GAGUCUGAACGCGAAGAGCUGACUUGUUGCUGUUCGUGCCGCCCUUUUUUUUUUCUCUCCUUCUCUUUCGUUUCCCGAUCCCUUUUCUGUGCUUUUAUAUCGCGCGCCCAGUUCGAUCUCCUUCCCACGCCGCCGUCCGCUCAGCGCUUGACCCUCGAUUAUUAAGGUUCUCUUUGUCGCUGACUCACCACUUCUGUUUUUUUGUUGUUGUUGCGCUCUCCUACUAUCAUCAUUAUCACGCUUGAUUUCACUUCCACGCCCGCUUUUUUUUCUUCUCCUCAAUCUACUUGCUGUUUCCGUCGUGGACGAUUUGCCGGUGCUGUAUACGCAGGCACCUACAAAAAGCCUCUACCGUGUGACAGAGCCACUCACACAAAGAGCAAUAUAUAUAUUUAUAUUUGCUGAAGUUUUCUUCUUCACUUUCCUUCUUCCUCUCCGCCAACAUGGAGCAGCUUAUCGGAGUUAUCAACGAGCUGCACGACGCCUUCGCCGGCGUCAAGAUGAACAUCAAGCUCAACCUACCGCAGAUCGCCGUCGUGGGUAGUCAGAGUUGCGGUAAGAGUUCCGUGCUGGAGUCGAUUGUGGGGAAGGACUUCCUGCCGCGUGGAUCGGGCAUCGUGACACGGUGCCCCCUCGUCCUGCAGCUGGUGCAGCUCAGUCAGAAGAACGAUGAGGAGUGGGGAGAGUUCUUGCACAUCCCCAACAAGAAGUUCUACAACUUCGGCGAGAUCAAUGAGGAGAUUACGCGCCGCACCAUCGAGAUGGCCGGCCCGUCCGCCAUUACCGACAAGCCGAUCAACCUAAAGGUGUACUCCCCCGCCGUGCUGAACCUUACCUUGGUCGAUCUGCCUGGUCUGGUGAUGAACGCGGUGGGUGACCAGCCGAAGGAUAUUGACCGCCAGAUUAAAGAGAUGGUCACCCGCUACGUAUCGCCCAAGAACACCAUCCUCCUCGCCAUCUCGCCCGCCAACACCGACCUCGCCACGAGCCAGUCGCUGCGCCUGGCGAAGCAGCUGGACCCGGAGGGGGUGCGCACGGUCGGUGUGCUGACCAAGAUCGAUCUCAUGGAUAAGGGCACGGACUGCUUCGAUGUCUUGACGAAUAAGGUCCUACACCUGCGCCACGGCUUCGUCGGGGUGGUGUGCCGCAGUCAGCAGGACAUCAACGACCGCAAGUCGAUGGACGAGGCCCGCCAGGCAGAGCACGAAUUCUUCGCGAACUCGCCCAUCUAUGCCCCCAUCGCAGAUGAGUGCGGGACCGCGUACCUCAGCAAGAAACUGAACAACCUGCUGCUGGAGCACAUCAAGGCUGUGAUCCCUGAUCUGAAGCGCCACGUUGACCAGCUCAUGGAGGCGACGAAGAAGCAGAUGGAGAAGCUCGGCAUGUUCGACCAGGACAUCACCGAACCGAGUGCGCAGCUGCUGUCCCUUAUCAAGGUGUUUAGUGACACGGUGAACCAGACUAUUGAUGGCGGCAUCACCGACGCCACGAAGGAGUUGCUGGGCGGUGCGCGGCUGGACUACAUCUUCCACGAGUGCUUCGCCACCUACGUGACCAGCCUUAGCGCGAAGAAGGACUUGACCGAUGACUACAUUCGCAUCAAUACCCGUAACAUGGCCGGUAUGCACGCCACCCUCUUCCCGUCCGAUCAGGUCUUCGUGGCCCUGUCGAAGCAGCAGAUCAGCCGCCUCGAGGAGCCGUCCAUCAAGUGCGUCACCUUUGUCUACGAGGAGCUGCUGAAGAUUAUCGACAUCUGUGCUGGCAAGGUGGACCGCUACCCGAACCUGAAGGAGGCGGUGAUCGCGAUUUGCCAGAAGAUGCUGUUGGAUUACCGCAUCCCGACUUCGGCGCACGUGCGCACCAUCAUUAACGCCGAGCGCGGCUUCAUCAACGUGAAGCACCCCAUGAUGGAGGAGUUGGCGCAGCGCGCCUUCGUCAACAUCUACGGCACGCCGAGCGGGCAGCCGAACCAGCAGCAGGGACAGGGCCAGGGGCAACAGCAGGGGCAGAUGCAGAAUCCGAACGGCGCGAAUAGCUCCGCCCCGGCGAACGACCCGAAGCAGUAUGGCAAGGACGCGAAGAAGGAUGAGAAGGGCAAGAAGGACGACAAGAAGAUUGAGAAGCCGAAGGAUCAGGGCUGGAUCGACACACUAGCGGGGGCGGGCGACAGGUCGGACAUGAACGACGUUCCCUCACGCAUUAUGCUCGGUAACAGCAUGACCAUGCACGAGCAGCACAUGAACAACGCCAUUCGCGAGAUGGUGGAGGGCUACUUCGCGAUUGUGAAGGGCAACAUUGCCGAUCAGGUGCCUAAAGCGAUUACAUUGCUCAUGAUCACCCGCCUGCGCGAGGAGGUGUACGCGCGCCUGGUGCGUGAGCUGUACUCUGAGAAGACCGCCAAAGCGCUGCUGGCGGAGCCGCCGGGGAUUGCGGCGCAGCGCAAGGCCGCGAAGGAGAUGCUGGAAGCGCUCACCAAGGCACAGAAUGCCCUCAACAGCGUGCGCGACUACCAGCUGGCCAAGGACCCAACGACCGCGUAA
Leptomonas pyrrhocoris is the source of this 2540-nucleotide messenger RNA. Its product is annotated as putative GTP-binding protein. The transcript has a single exon. The coding region runs from base 444 to 2540 and encodes 698 amino acids. Gene Ontology annotation, cellular component: cytoplasm; membrane; microtubule. NCBI's taxonomy places the organism in Eukaryota, Euglenozoa, Kinetoplastea, Trypanosomatida, Trypanosomatidae. Gene Ontology annotation, molecular function: GTPase activity; GTP binding; microtubule binding. The record is from RefSeq and is a predicted model, not a curated record.